This is a messenger RNA of Fopius arisanus, 485 nucleotides long. RefSeq names its product histone H2A. Gene Ontology annotation, molecular function: structural constituent of chromatin; protein heterodimerization activity; DNA binding. The record is from RefSeq and is a predicted model, not a curated record. Gene Ontology annotation, biological process: heterochromatin formation. The coding region runs from base 32 to 409 and encodes 125 amino acids. Gene Ontology annotation, cellular component: nucleosome; chromatin. The transcript has a single exon. NCBI's taxonomy places the organism in Eukaryota, Metazoa, Arthropoda, Insecta, Hymenoptera, Braconidae.
UGAGUUUACAUCGACUUAAAACUUUUACAACAUGUCUGGACGCGGCAAAGGUGGCAAAGUCAAGGGAAAGUCCAAGACUCGUUCAACGAGGGCUGGUCUUCAAUUCCCAGUGGGUCGUAUUCAUCGUCUACUGCGCAAAGGAAAUUACGCAGAACGAGUUGGUGCUGGAGCUCCAGUUUACCUGGCAGCAGUUAUGGAGUACUUGGCUGCUGAAGUUCUUGAGUUGGCAGGCAACGCAGCUCGUGACAACAAGAAAACCAGGAUCAUUCCUAGACAUCUACAAUUGGCCAUUCGUAACGACGAGGAGCUGAAUAAAUUGUUGUCUGGAGUCACCAUUGCACAGGGCGGUGUUCUCCCCAACAUUCAAGCCGUUCUUCUACCCAAGAAGACUGAGAAAAGCAGUUCAUAAAUUGUUUCACUCAAUUUACUGCAAACAAUCGGCCCUUUUCAGGGCCACAAAAUCUUUUCGGACGCAGAAUCCUCAA